AUAGUAAACCUUGCCCUCGCUGACCUUCUUUACUGCACGAUCCUCCAACCGGUCAGUGUUGAUUCAUACCUGCACCUGCACUGGAGAGGUGGAGCCACGUGGUGCUGUAUGUUUGGAUUCCUCCUGUUCCUGUCCAACAGCGUGUCCAUUAUUACAUUAUGCCUCAUCGCUUUGAGCCGUUAUUUGGUUGUUGCGCAUCGCACUUCUCACUGUGCCAGUCUGCUCCUGUCCCACCGUGGAGUGGCGGUGCUCCUCAUCUCAUCCUGGCUACUGGGUGUAGCCAGUUUCGCCCCACUUUGGCCCGUCUACGUGUUUGCCCCACAAGUGUGCACCUGCAGUUUUCACCGGACUAAAGGGCGGCCUUACACCACCGUGCUGCUCUUCCUGUACUUCUUCUUGGGCCUGGGUUGUGUGGGCCUUUUCUACUUUCUGAUCUACCGUAAGGUGCGUGUAGCCUCUAAGGCUUUUCUGAAGUACAGGCCCAGUCGUCGCUCAUCAGAACGCAAGAGGGCUAAAGCCGAAACAACGACGGAUGACAGCGGGAUCAGUGCUGGAGCUUCAACAACUCAAAGCUGUGAGAUCAGUCAUGAUGAGACAGGAGCGGAGCAGAAUAAGAACAAAGCACUGGAGAAAUCUGAGGGCCACACAAGCACAAAAGAACCAAAAAACUCAAUUCAAGAUGCCUCAAAAGACACAGAAACAUCUUCUAAACCAACUCCGGUAACAAUCCAGACCACUCCAGCUGCCAACUCAGGAGAGGACAGUGAAUUUAAGCGUGUAACUCGAAUGUGCUUUACAGUUUUCUUGUGUUUUGUUGGCUGUUUUGCGCCAUUUCUGCUGCUGAAUGUCGCUGAUAAGGCGAACCGUGCGCCACAGGUCAUUCAUAUGUUUUGUGCAAACCUCACUUGGUUAAAUAGUUGCAUUAACCCUUUGUUGUACGCAGCCAUGAACCGGCAGUUUAACCAGGCCUACAAAGACCUACUAGGCAAAGCUGUACGUCCAUUAACCUGGAUAUGGAGAACCCGUCGGUUCACAAUAAGAUAAGUGAUAAUGAAGAAUGUUAUCCGACUCAUUUCAAUCUGAAAGUGAUUUUGUGCUGUAGAUGUUCAGUGACUUCACAUAUUAUGCAUAAUUAAACAUGGAGCUGCACUCCAUUAAUUCAGUGGAGAACAUCACAGCAGGCACGUGCAGAGGGGGGUGCGAUGGGUGCUUG
Molecule: messenger RNA, 1213 nt
Organism: Sinocyclocheilus anshuiensis
Lineage: Eukaryota; Metazoa; Chordata; Actinopteri; Cypriniformes; Cyprinidae
Product: G-protein coupled receptor 84-like
Exons: 1
Biological process (GO): neuropeptide signaling pathway
Cellular component (GO): plasma membrane
Molecular function (GO): urotensin II receptor activity
Source: RefSeq, a predicted model, not a curated record